Messenger RNA from Fraxinus pennsylvanica, 1506 nucleotides. NCBI's taxonomy places the organism in Eukaryota, Viridiplantae, Streptophyta, Magnoliopsida, Lamiales, Oleaceae. The record is from the annotation of a GenBank genome assembly.
AUGAAAUUUAAGGAUUACUAUUCUUUGUUAAAAGAAUGCAUAAAGAGAAGGGCUUUGGGAGAAGGCCAAGGGGUGCAUGCCCACAUUAUUGGAACUUGUUAUAACCCGCCAGAGUACCUUAGAACAAGGCUGAUUGUGUUGUACAUAAAGUGUGAGGUUUUGGGAGAUGCAGUAAGAGUGUUUGAUGAAAUGCCUGAAAGGAAUGUGGUUUCAUGGACCGCAGUUAUCUCAGGGUUUGCGAGAAGUGGGUGUCACUCUGAAGCUCUCAAUCUUUUUGUUCAGAUGUUGAGAUCAGGCCCUUAUCAUUUUGGAAAGCCACAGCUCAAAGAAUUCGAGCAGCUAAAAUUUCCAAUCGGGGGGAAAUUCUGUCUUACCCGUGGUGUAUUUAUCGAACAGUUAUACGAUGAGGUGGCAAAGGUGGGUGACAGUGCCCGUAAAUGCUAUGCGGAAGGCUCGACUGAACGCUAUAACGAUGAAGAGUUCAACAGGAUAAUGGUUCUUGAUGCUUUGUUUGUGCUUUUUGUUAUGUUACCUUCCUCUGAGGCAGAUGAGGACCGUGAGGUAGAAAAAACAGUAAAUCAACGACUGAAUAAGAGUUUCCACAUUGUGUUGAGGGACCUGUUCUUGCUAGAGAAUCAAAUUCCUUUACUAGUACUAAAAGUUUUGAUGGAAUUCAUGUCCAUAGAUCAAAAGACAGAUACACAUAGUUUCAUGGAGUAUGUCCUUCAGCUGUUCACCACAAAGCCACCUCGGAGAAAUUUAGGCACUAAUAUUGCCAGUAAAUUUCUCAAAAAAAUGACAGGAUGCUCCUCUAAAAGUGCGCAAAAAAUGGAGCCACCAGAUAUGGAUGAAAGCCAGGAUCACCUUCUACAACUAGUGCGGAAAAAGCUCAUCAGGCCAAUAUUUACACAUACAUUAAAAAACAUAUAUGCAUUUAUCAAUGAAUCAAAUGUCCUGGAAUCGUAUCGUUCAGUAACUGAUCUCAAAUCAGCAGGAAUUUAUUUCAAACCAAAUCAAACUGGAAAUCUUGCUGAUGUAGAGUUCAAACCUCGCCUUGUUUCUGGUAUUCUUACACUUCCUUCAAUCAAGGUUGAUCAUUUAACAAGACCUUUGCUAUUAAACUUGGUGGCUUAUGAAAUGUGUCCGCAUGGACCUCUUGAUUUGCUCAUUACGUCGUACAUUUGUCUAAUGGAUUCACUGAUUGAUACUGCUGAUGAUGUUAAAGAGCUCAGGCAGAAAAGAAUUAUUUCCAACAAAUUAGGCAGUGACGAACAAUUGGCACAACUCUUUAACGGGAUAGCUAAUGAUUUGGUACCUGAUCCUCUUGCGUAUUUUGAUGUUAAGUCGAAGAUUGAUACACAUUGCAAGCAAAAAAGACAUAUCUGGAUGGCUGAAUGGAUACACAAGUAUUUUAGCAGUCCUUGGACUCUCUUGGCUUUUCUAGGUGCAAUUUUGGCCCUUGCCCUUACUAUGGCACAAACAGUUCUUGCUGCUUAUCCGCGCUAA